UUUGUGGAGGUGCCAGGCCAGGGGUUACGCGAUACACUGAUACCGGCGUGUAUAUAGAGGGCCGUGGCGGUCAGGACGGUACUGUUCACACCAUGAAGGUAACAGCCCUGCUUCUGUGUGCCUUGGGGCUCACUUACGCCAAUCAAGUUGACCCCAAGUUGGGGGAGAAGCAGCAGAACCUGUUGCAGCUGUUUGUGAAUGCUCCACAGCCCAACUACAAUCAGCAGCAACAGCAACUCGGCAACAGCUUCGACCUCUACAACGUCAACAACUUCAAUAACGAUUACGCCGUAAAGCAGUUCCAGUACUCAUACAAGCAGGGUCUGCUGCCCCGUGGACAAGUCUUCAACUACAACAACCCCAACCAUCUGCAACAGGCCAUCCAACUGUUUGAUGUCUUCUACUUCGCCAAGGACUACAACACCUUCUACCAGGCCGCUUGCUGGGCUCGAGACCGCGUCAACGAGGGUCAGUUUGUCUACGCUCUGAGUGUCGCCAUUGUAAAGCGUCAAGACACCCAGGGCGUAGUCUUGCCUCCCCAGUCCGAGGUCUACCCCCAGCUGUACAUCAACACCAGGGCUAUCCAGCAGGCACAGUACUACAAGCAGCAAGGUCAGAAACAGGUUUAUGUCCAGUCAAACAACACCAACAACUACUACUACUACCAGCAGCAGAAGCAGCAGCAACAACAACAGCAGGACCAACAGCCCUUCCAGUACCAAGAACAGUACCAGAACUACCAGUACUACGAACAGCAGUACCAGAAUCAGUACGACUACGAGGGCCGCGUCGCUUACUUUACUGAGGAUGUCAACUUGAACCAGCAGUAUGCCUACCAGCAGAUCUACUACCCUGCCUGGUUCAACAGCCAGAAGUACGGACAGAAGACACAGUACCAGAAUGGCGAGGCUUUCUACUACUACCUGCAGCAGGUCCUGGCUCGCUACAACCUUGAGAGAUACGCCAACAACUUGCCCACCGUGCAACCCUUCCAGUUCUACCAGAACAUCCAGCCCGGAUACAACCCACAACUCCAGUACCACAAUGGCCACGCUGUGCCAGCCCGCCCCAACAACAUUGAUUACAAGAACGCCAACGCUUUCUACUACCAGCAGCUGCAGAACCUGGACAGGCGCUUUGCUGACGCCGUCGACAGUCGCCAGGUCAAGAACGUCAAUGGAGGCAAGCAGGCUCUGAACUCUGAGAAUGGAGUUGAGGUUUUGGGCAACUUAGUGCAAGCUAACGAAUACUCUGCCAACAACUUCUACUAUGCCGCAUACAACGGUCUCUACGGAUACUUUGAUGUCUUCAGGAAGUUUGUUGGAAGCAUCGUUGAACCCUACUACCAGUACCAGUCUGCUCCCGGAGCAGUCGAGACAAACUCUGCUGCCCUGAGGGACCCCGUCUUCUACCAGUUUAUCGCUCGUGUCGUCUACUACUUCCAAGCUUUCAAGAACCAACUCACACCCUACAAGCAGGAGCAGCUCGAGUACCCCGGAGUCCAGGUCCAGUCUGUGAAUGUGGACAAGCUAGUGACUUACCUGGAUGAGGCUGAGGUAGAGCUGUACAAUGCUAUUACCUACCAGCAGGGUGAACAGGCCGAGACCUACCAGUACAAGGCCCGUCAGCCACAACUCAACUACAAGCCCUUCAACUACAACAUCCAGCUGACCAGCGACAAGGACAAUGACGCUGUUGUGCGAGUCUUCUUCGGCCCUCAGUACGAUGUGCAGGGCCGUCCCUUCAACCUGGAGCAGGCUAGGCAGUACUUUGUUGAGGUCGACCGUUUUGUUGCCAAUCUGAAGAGCGGCCAGAACCAAAUCCAGCGCAACUCUCAGCAGUCCUCCAGAUUUUUCAAGCAGCAGCCCAACACUCGCUCCCUGUUCGCUCAGGCCCAGCAAGGCACUUUCUACUACAACCAGACCAAUCAACAACAACAGCUGUACAGGCUGCCCCAGAACCUGUUGCUGCCCCGUGGUUCCCAGCAGGGCCAGCAGUACGUUUUUGCUGUGACUGUACACCAGUACCAACCCGACCAAGACCAACAGUCCCAGUUGUACCAACCCUACGACAACCGCCCUGAGGGCUUCCCCUUCGAUCGUCCCGUCAAAGUCAACUACUUCCAGCAGUACAAGAACUUCUACUACCAGACUGUCUAUGUCUACAACCAGAACCAACAGCAGGUCAACAACCCUGCUCAAUAAACACAGCUGUGAUUAUUUUAAGUUGAAAUAAACAUACUGCAUUGAAAUAACCUU
Messenger RNA from Homalodisca vitripennis (glassy-winged sharpshooter), 2258 nucleotides. RefSeq names its product hexamerin-like. Lineage: Eukaryota; Metazoa; Arthropoda; Insecta; Hemiptera; Cicadellidae. The record is from RefSeq and is a predicted model, not a curated record.